Molecule: messenger RNA, 1059 nt
Organism: Mya arenaria
Lineage: Eukaryota; Metazoa; Mollusca; Bivalvia; Myida; Myidae
Product: acetylcholine receptor subunit beta-like
Exons: 7
Coding region: 73-1059 (328 amino acids)
Biological process (GO): regulation of membrane potential; nervous system process; chemical synaptic transmission
Cellular component (GO): membrane; neuron projection; synapse
Molecular function (GO): neurotransmitter receptor activity; transmembrane signaling receptor activity; extracellular ligand-gated monoatomic ion channel activity
Source: RefSeq, a predicted model, not a curated record
AGAUUAUUGGUUUGGAACCAUACUUUUCCAGAGGCAUUCAGACAUUUAGUGGCAGGAUAGUUGAUAGCGAGGAUGUACCAUCUGGAAAUAGGGAUUAUCACACUUAUUAUUUUUCUGACUGUUGCUGAUGGCGCGUAUUCUGCUGCUAUGGAAACGGAAAUCCGGAACCAGACAGUGUACAGUUCCGGCUAUGACCCAAUAUCUCGCCCGGCGGAAGUGACGCACGUGAAAAUAGGGCUUAACGUGCUGGCUAUUGAUGAAUUGGACAUAAAAGGCCAAAAGUUAUCUGUAGCGGGCUGGCUUACACUGGAGUGGCAAGAUGACCGAUUGCAAUGGAACAAGACGGAAAAGAACGACAUUGAGUAUAUGUUUACAAAACCAAACGACAUCUGGAAACCCGAGCUCAUUGUUGACAACUCAUUAGCAAAUAUAGGGGUGAUAUCAGCGCCGGAUCUCAACUUGAGGGUGAAAUUCUCGGGACUGGUGGAGUGGGAACCGCCGCGCCUCCUCCAAACACAUUGUGAGGUCGACAUCACGUAUUAUCCGUACGAUGAGCAGAAAUGCGCCAUCGAGAUUGUGAGUUGGGGGUUCCGGAUAGAUGAACUGAGUCUGGACCAUCUCUUCGAGGAAGUGAACCUCGAGGACUUUGUGUGUGUACCUGGGCGUUUCAUGGUGAUGGCAGCAUUCGGUGUGUUUCUCACCGUAUUAAUUUUGCUAAUUCAUCAUCGUCCGGGGAAUCCAGGUUCUUCGUGCUUGCUCGUCAAGAUAACCAGGAUUUGUGCGAGGGUUCUGUGUAUGGAAUUCCCGAGAGGAGACGAACAGGAGGACGCCCAAAGCAACAUGGUUUCGCCUUUAAAGGACACCAAAGAAGCGAACGGUGGAAGCCGAGUCAACAUUACCCAGACUCGUGAAACAAGUCAAAUAAGCAGCAUUGAUGUCGAAGUGACUUGGGUGCGAAUGGCGGAAAUUCUGGAUAGGACUAUAUUCAUUCUUUUCCUGACGCUUACCCUUCUCAUCAACAUUAUCUUCGUGGCGGUGCUCGCCUACUCCAGCGGGUAA